UUUGCUUGAGGCCAUGUGUGCUCACUUCUGUCCCUCUGCAGCCUGGGAUCUACAGACACAGAGAGCCACUGAGACAAGAAGGUUUGUAGCAUGUCUGGACCAAAACCACAAGUUGUCCAUUCGAUUCCAAAUUAUACCCUGACCCGGCUUGCACGAGAGUGGCUGGCAGAGGACACUCCGAACUUUGACCCGGCAGGAGCCUGCGUGGGAUCAGAGGAAGUGGAGGCAAAGUUGUUGUGUAAAACUCCACACACCGUGCUGGCAGGAAGCCCUUUCUUCACAGCAGUGUUCACUGAGGUGGGCUGCACAGUGGACUGGAUAUACCAGGAAGGAGCGGUGAUCGGUCCAGAUGCUGUCACUGUGACUGCUGUGGUGAGGGGCCCAGCGAGAUGCCUUCUCCUCGGGGAGCGCCCUGCUCUAAACUGCCUGAGUCGUGCCUCGGGGAUUGCCACCCGCUGCUCUCAGCUCAAACUGAUGGCAAAGUCUGCCGGCUGGCACGGAGAAGUGGCUGGCACCCGUAAGACCACCCCCGGCUUUAGGCUGGUGGAGAAGUACGCCAUGCUGGUGGGCGGCAUAUCCAUGCACAGACAGGACCUGAGCGGGAUGGUGAUGCUGAAGGACAACCACGUCUGGGCAUCGGGGAGCAUCACAAAGGUCGUGAAAGUGGCGCGCUCAGUGUGUGGCUUCAGCAGUAAGAUCGAGGUUGAGUGCUGCUCCACAGCGGAAGGAAGAGAGGCAGCCGCAGCUGGAGCAGACAUAAUCAUGUUGGACAACUUUCAGCCACAGGAGCUUCAUGUUGCAGCGCGAGACCUGAAGAACGAGUUCCCAUCUCUUCAGAUAGAAGCUAGCGGAGGGGUCAUUCCUGAAAACUUAGCUUCAUAUUUCUCCUCACAUGUAGACAUUAUUUCUCUGGGCUGCAUCACUCAGGGAUGCCCAGUUUCAGAUUUCUCUCUGAAAGUUCAAAAGCCAGAUACAAAGAAGUGAUUACUAAACGAACUGUUGAUGCAAAACAACAACAACAAGAAAACACUCUAACUUUUCGACUUUUGUGAAGUUACAACUACAAAUGUCAAUGUACUUUAUGUGACAGAGCACCACAAAGCAAUACAUAAUUGAGUAGUGGGAGGAAAGUAACAGAACAGUGCAAAAACAAAAAAGAAGACAUAAAAUACUGCACUUGUUUGCAUCUGGUGCAGUUGACUUUAUUAUAAGAGUUAACUGGCAACCCCCCCUCCUUGCAAACAGUGAAACAUGGUGGUGCAGCAUUAUGGGUUGGGGAUACUUUUCGAAGCAAAAUUUUAGGCCAUUCUGGGAGAGAAAUAUACAGUUUAACCUUGCAAAUAUGGUGGGGAAAUAGAUUGAUGUUUACUGGUAGAUUAUGAUUUAAUGCAAAUAGAUUCAUGUGUGCAUAUGUUUUAGCAGAGCACUGUAAAUAAAACAAAACUCUUGUUUCUGUUGUGGAAAAGUUGCA
Xiphophorus maculatus (southern platyfish) is the source of this 1471-nucleotide messenger RNA. It is a transcript of the gene qprt, whose product is annotated as quinolinate phosphoribosyltransferase. The transcript is spliced from 5 exons. NCBI's taxonomy places the organism in Eukaryota, Metazoa, Chordata, Actinopteri, Cyprinodontiformes, Poeciliidae. Gene Ontology annotation, cellular component: cytoplasm. Gene Ontology annotation, molecular function: nicotinate-nucleotide diphosphorylase (carboxylating) activity. Gene Ontology annotation, biological process: quinolinate catabolic process; NAD+ biosynthetic process. The record is from RefSeq and is a predicted model, not a curated record. The coding region runs from base 91 to 984 and encodes 297 amino acids.